GGGUUCUUUUUUUGUUACUUUGUUUUUCUCCAUCUUCGUUAUCGGUUUAAUUGUUAUUUAUAACUGUGCUAUAUAUAACUGUAUCAAAGAGGUAACCCAGUGUGCCACGAAAUCUCCACUAAAUCGAAUUUAUUACGCAGGGAAUUCGAUAUUUAUACGAAACCCAACGUCCUGUCAGCGCGAACCCUCGUCCUACUUACCUACCAAACCAACAACGAUCCCUUUCAUUUUAUUGUCCCUUUGUCUCUGUUUCCUUCUUGUUUCCAGGCCAAUCCCGAGUGCCGAGCAUACGAUGGAAGUCCUUCGCUGCAGCGACAACAAUAAACAGGACAUUAUGAGUGCGGAGGUCCGGCGCACGGGAUCCUUGUCGAGCGGUCUGGACGAUAAAAGUUGCGGCGACGAUGCUAGUAAUAGUGGGAAUAUCGACAAGCUCUGGGAAUUGCAUGGAGAAUUGGACAGAUUGCGAGGUCUAAUGUCCAAUCAUAAUCUUUUCGAGCCGGAAGAAACUCAUCACUUCCGAGGUGGUUUCUCCUAUGCAGAGGAUGACACCAAACAGUUACCACGAAGUUUCCUGGUUGUUAAACUAUCACCAAAUAUUCCAGAGAACACUUUGUUAUGGCUCGUCGAUAAAAUACGUGGGGAGAGAGCAGAGGGUGGAGCGGAACUGUUGGUAAUGAAACAGCCUUAUAACAAGAAGGAGGGCGUUGUUCUCCAUAUAUCCGCGUCGAUGAUCAAGUUUCUGCUAGUGGCAGAGGAAAUGGAUAUGAUGAAGCAAGACAUUUUCAGCGAUAUGAACGAGCUGGAGAAUUUUCAAUCGAAAGACGUGCACAUCGAUGAUCUACUCACGGUCACGGAACGGCAGAACAUCGUGAAACACGAGCUGGAGAACAUACGAGCAUCGCCUAAAGACACGUCGAUCCCUGGGUAUCCAAACAUCGAACUGUACGAAGGCCAAUCGAUAAUCCAUGUAUGUCUGAAGGCGAAUAUCGUGAAACAAAUCUACCCGCUGCACGACAAGGAGUCGUUGAAGAAACUGGGGGCUAGUUGGUAUUUGUCCUUAUUGAAUAAGCAACCGUUCGAUGAGAUCCGAGAGUAUUUUGGUGAGGCCGUCUCUAUGUACUUCUCGUUCCUGGGAUACUACACAUUCGCUCUUCUGCUUCCCAUGACCUUGGGUUUCGUGCAGUUGCUGGUUUCCGCUGAGACCGUUCCUUUCUUUUGUGUUGUCAACGUUAUUUGGGCUACUGUCUUCCUCGAGCUGUGGAAACGUAAAUCGAACGAGCUGGCGUUUAAAUGGGGAACAAUUGGCAUGACCAGCCUGGAUGAACCACGGCCCAAUUUCUAUGGACAUAUGGGAAAAGAUCAUGUGACCGGUAGAUUGCAGCCGCAAUACCCCAGAUACAAGACCAACGUAAAGAUGUAUUUGGUUUCCAUUCCAAUUGUGUUUUUGUGCAUGAUUGGGGCAUUCAUAAUGAUGCUGGCCUCGUUCUGGAUCGAAGACUUGAUCAGAAACGUAGAUUCCGAAUGGACUCCGACUCUGCUCCUAGUACCGAGCGUCUUGUACACGGCCCUAGUUUACAUAGUUAAUGUAUAUUAUAGGAAAUUGGCGACGUGGCUCACCGAAUGGGAAAAUCACCGAACUCAGUCCCAGUUCGAUCGACAUCGCGUCACCAAAUUGGUCCUUUUCGAAUUCGUGAACAACUUUAUGGCCCUCUUCUACAUCGCCUUUUACAUACAGGACAUGGAAAUGCUACGGUCGCAAGUAGCAACAAUGCUCAUCAUUCUGCAAGCGAUCAAUCACGUGCAAGAAGCCAUCAUUCCAUUGAUCGUCAAACUAUCUACAACGAAGAUGGUUCAAUAUAAUCUACUCGGCAGCGAUAAGAAUAAACGCAGGGAUAGUCAUCAAAGUAUAUGUAGUAGCUACGAACCGUUGCACGAGAUAGCGGAAAUACACAAGGAUGAUUCGCGAAUCCAGGAGGCGGAAGAGGAGGGCAUGAUGGAGGAUUACGAGGGCACCUACGAUGAUUACCUCGAGAUGUUCAUACAGUUUGGAUACGUCGUCCUUUUCUCAUCCGUCUAUCCGCUGGCUGCGUUCUGGGCCGUCUUCAAUAACGUCCUGGAGAUCCGCGCGGACGCCUUCAAAUUGUGCGUGGUGUACCAACGGCCGAUGGGAAAACGGGUCAAGGAUAUCGGCGCCUGGCAGAGAUGCUUUGAAAUCCUAGGAGCACUCGCGAUAAUGACAAAUUGUGGCCUGCUGUGCCUCAGUCCGCAGAUGAAGACCUACGCUCCGGACUACUCGACCGAGAAAUGGUUCAUGCUGUUCGUAUUCCUCGAGCACCUAUUGAUAGGCAUUCGCUAUUUGAUCCACAUCGCAAUCGCCGACAAGCCGGAGUGGGUACGCAUGGAAUUGGCGAGGAAAGCUCACGAGUCCAGGAAAGCAUUGAAAUCCGAGAGGGCGAAGAAGAGCAGACGAACGAAUUUCUCGCGCCGCUUCAAAACCGUCCACGGACCUCACAGGCACUGAUACUUAUCUAAAGUGACUCUCGAUACAUGGGGACCAGACGUUAUUGUUCCUUCUUUCCUACCACUCCUGCUGCACUCUCCAUUCAGGAUCUUCUUGUAAUUUUUUCAUCCC
Nicrophorus vespilloides is the source of this 2632-nucleotide messenger RNA. It is a transcript of the gene Axs, whose product is annotated as anoctamin-10. Lineage: Eukaryota; Metazoa; Arthropoda; Insecta; Coleoptera; Silphidae. Gene Ontology annotation, molecular function: chloride channel activity. The transcript is spliced from 11 exons. The coding region runs from base 293 to 2521 and encodes 742 amino acids. Gene Ontology annotation, biological process: chloride transmembrane transport. Gene Ontology annotation, cellular component: plasma membrane. The record is from RefSeq and is a predicted model, not a curated record.